AUGGCAGGUAUACGCGCGAUACGCAGGGCUGGUGUCACUCUCGCGGCCCUCUGCACUGCUUCACUUUGCCUGGCCCUGUGUCGAGCCACACGCUCGGACUUUUUUGGUGCCGCAGAGGUGACGCCCAGGUCUACGCAACCUGCAGGCGACACAGUGAAGGGCGGGGCCAGUAGUGGCCUCAAAGAAGAGAGUCCCGCGGCGCCGGAAGAAGAUCCCAUGUCGGCUGAAGUCGACCCCGACGUUAACCGCCGCGCCCCCCCGCAGUACGAGGGCGGAGUUGACCCUUUCGUUGAGGAGCUGGUUGCCGUGGUGAGGAAGGCCCACGAACUCGCCCUCGCACGCGGCACCUUCGGCGGCCGCCUCGACCCUAACGACCUCGUUGAGGCUGCGCAGCUCGUGAAGCGAGACCGCGAAGAGGCGUCGUACUCGAUACCCCCCGGACUCUACCAGGAUCCGUAUGAAGACCUCGCGUCUAUCGAGGAGGAAGAAACCUUGCCGGACCUCGACAAGGAAGAAGAUUCUGACUUCAUUUACUGA
This is a messenger RNA of Besnoitia besnoiti, 537 nucleotides long. RefSeq lists its product as uncharacterized. Bases 1 to 537 code for a protein of 178 amino acids. Lineage: Eukaryota; Apicomplexa; Conoidasida; Eucoccidiorida; Sarcocystidae. The record is from RefSeq and is a predicted model, not a curated record. The transcript has a single exon.